CCAUGCAAGAUUAACCCCUUGUUUGUGAAUCGAGCAGCAGCAACGAAGAUGAUGGAGGCGUUUGCGAGCGUGGAGGAUGCAGCAGCACAGCAGCUUGUGCACGGCGUGAUUGAUGGCGUUUGCGGCCAAGACCCUCCCUCAUUCUCCGGCAUCGCCACUGGGCUCUCCCUGCAACAGUGGACCUCGACCGUGAACACACUGACGCAGGCCAUCGAGAAGCAAUUUGGACGAGAGAAUGGCACAGAAGAGGUUGUGAAAGCAUUGGAGCAGUCUGGUCUGCCGAGCGCCAAGGGCGCCGUUGUUCGCGCGUGCUUGGAUGCGCGCUCGAACGAUCUGCACAAGGCCUUGAUUCGCAAAGCCUGCGCCGUGGGAGAGGCCUGCGUUGUUGACUUUGACUGGGAUGUUCGGCUGGCUGUGUCGAGUUCCAGUAUGCACACACUCAAGAUCCCGCUUGUACACCUCACGCUCACGCUGCAGCAGCCGUCUGGGCGAAGAGAGGAUGUGCACGUGGAGUUGUCCGAGGAGGAGCUUGAUGCAUUCUUGUCGUCCCUCAACGUUGCAAACAAGCGGGUGCAGGCGCUGUCUGCGUGAUAUUGCCGUCGUCAUGGUGUCGGCGUUCAACUGUUACAUUACUCAUUGCUGUGAAGACGUGAAAACAUCAAGAGGAUGAGGGGGGGGGGGAGGAUUACGACAGGGUGGCAUUGAGACGUUGGGUUGCGAUGUGUGCAGUGGGUGAUGUGAUGUGACUUGGAGAUGUGCUGUGUGUUCUGGCGGGUGUGUUGGGCUGGCUGUUACCUGCACCGACUUGCGUCCGCUGCCUCUCUUGUUUCAGUGCGUUUAUUGUCGAUCAUCGCGGCACGUUUGCACACACGCGCAAGAGCAAAGCACGAGCAAGCAUGCAUGGGAUGUUGUGUUGCAUGGCGAAAAUAACACAGAUGGUUGGACGCGUGAGACAAUAAAUAGAUCCAAGCUC
Molecule: messenger RNA, 973 nt
Organism: Salpingoeca rosetta
Lineage: Eukaryota; Choanoflagellata; Craspedida; Salpingoecidae
Exons: 8
Coding region: 49-591 (180 amino acids)
Source: RefSeq, a predicted model, not a curated record